AUGGACCAAGGAAAUAACUCAAGAGUGACUGAAUUUGUGUUGCAAAGUCUUUCAGGUUCUCCAGAGCUACAAAUCUUCUAUUUUGCAUUCUUCACACUUUUCUAUAUGUCCAUUGUGCUAGGGAACUUCCUCAUUGUAUUCACAGUUCUCUCUGAACCUGCAUUACACACACCCAUGUACUUCCUGCUCAGCAAUCUCUCCUUCAUUGAUGUGUGUCUAUCCACUUUUGCCACUCCAAAAAUGAUUGCUGACUUCCUCAUGGAAUACAAGACCAUCUCCUUUGAGGGCUGCAUGGCUCAGAUAUUUCUCCUGCAUGCCUUUGGUGUUAGUGAAAUGGUGCUCCUUGUGGCCAUGGCAUAUGACAGGUAUGUAGCCAUAUGUCGACCCCUACACUAUGCAGCCAUCAUGAGUGUACGCAAGUGCAUAGGCCUUGUUGUAGGCUCGUGGCUCGUUGGGAUCGUGCACUCAUUAAGCCAGGUGGCCUAUACAGUAAACCUUCCAUUUUGUGGUCCGAAUAAAGUGGACAGCUAUUUCUGUGACCUUCCCUUGGUUAUUAACCUUGCCUGCAUUGAUACCUACGUUCUUCAGAUAGUGACACUUUUAGACAGUGGUGUAAUAGCUAUGACCUGCUUUCUGCUCUUGCUCAUCUCCUACACAGUCAUCCUGGUCACUGUGCGACGACGGUCAUCAGCGGGCAUGGCCAAGGCCCGGGCCACCCUGAGUGCCCAUAUCACUGUAGUGACCCUCUUCUUUGGGCCCUGCAUCUUCAUCUAUGCUUGGCCUUUCAGCGAUCUCCCAGUGGAUAAGCUUUUUUCAAUAUUCUAUACUGUUUGCACCCCUCUCUUAAAUCCCUUGAUCUACACAUUGAGAAAUAAGGAGGUAAUCUCAGCGAUGCAGAAACUGAGGAGGCGAAAAGUAAGUUCUUAA
This is a messenger RNA of Chrysochloris asiatica (Cape golden mole), 927 nucleotides long. RefSeq names its product olfactory receptor 4K15-like. The transcript has a single exon. Bases 1 to 927 code for a protein of 308 amino acids. Gene Ontology annotation, molecular function: G protein-coupled receptor activity; olfactory receptor activity. The record is from RefSeq and is a predicted model, not a curated record. Gene Ontology annotation, biological process: G protein-coupled receptor signaling pathway. Gene Ontology annotation, cellular component: membrane. Lineage: Eukaryota; Metazoa; Chordata; Mammalia; Afrosoricida; Chrysochloridae.